UAUGACUACAGAAGGAAACUGCGUAGACUUUUACCAGUGAAUUAUAAAGAAGAGAUUGUAGAGCUGCUGAAACUGUCUGGACCUGUGUUUCUAUCUCAGCUGAUGGUCUUUCUGAUCAGUUUCGUCAGUACUGUGUUCUGUGGACACUUGGGGAAAACUGAACUAGCUGCUGUUGCUCUUGCCACUGCUGUUAUUAAUGUGACUGGCCUCUCUGUUGGUUCUGGUUUGGCAUCUGCGUGUGAUACACUCAUCUCACAGACGUUUGGCAGUAAUAAUCUGAAGCGGGUUGGUGUGAUACUACAGAGAGGGAUUCUCAUCCUCCUGUUGGCCUGUUUCCCCUGCUGGGCUCUGUUCAUAAAUACAGAGUCAAUACUACUGGCUGUCAAACAAAGUCCAAGAGUGGCCAGUCUGUCACAACGCUAUGUAAAUAUAUUCAUACCAGCUCUGCCUGCCUCCUUUAUGUAUCAGUUGCAGGCAAGGUAUCUUCAGAAUCAGGGUAUUAUUUGGCCUCAGGUGAUCACAGGAGCAGUUGUGAAUGUCCUCAACGCUCUCAUAAAUUACAUCUUCCUUUAUCAGCUUGAUCUUGGUGUAAUAGGAUCUGCUGCAGCAAACACAAUAUCACAGUAUUCAUUAGCUGUGUUUCUAUACGUCUACAUCCGCUGGACAGGUUUGCAUAAAGCCACGUGGGACGGUUGGUCUCGUGACUGUCUGCAGGAAUGGGGGGCUUUUGUUCGCCUGGCCCUUCCCAGCAUGCUCAUGCUUUGUGCAGAGUGGUGGACCUAUGAGAUUGGUGGAUUCCUGGCAGGACUUAUCAGUGAGUCUGAGCUGGGAGCCCAGUCUGUUGUCUAUGAAUUGAUCAGCGUCGCAUACAUGUUUCCUCUGGGGUUUGCAGUGGCCGCCUGUGUGAGAGUUGGAAAUGCACUCGGAGCUGGAAACACAGAAAACGCCAAACUUUCAGCCAAAGUCUCUUUAGUCUGUGGAUUUCUUGUUUCCUGUGUGAUUGCGACUGUUAUUGGAGCUACUAGCAACAUUAUUGGAUACAUCUUUACCACAGACAGGGACAUUGUGCUCAGAGUUUCACAGGUCAUGGUUAUGUAUGGCUUUGUUCAUCUAUUCGAUGCCAUUUCGGCUAUAACAAGUGGAAUUGUCAGAGGUGCUGGAAAGCAACUGAUUGGUGCUCUGUGUAACAUUGUUGGAUAUUAUUUGAUUGGAUUACCAAUAGGAGUCACCCUAAUGUUUGCUGUCAACAUGGGAAUUAUUGGUUUGUGGGUUGGGUUUUUUGUUUGUGUUUUCCUGCAAUCUUUGUUCUUCAUCAUCCUCAUUUGGAAAAUGGACUGGAAGAAAGCAACUCAAGAGGCUUUGGUCAGAGCAGGUGUACAAGAUCCUGAAACCAAAAAUGAAUGUUAUGCUAUGGAAAACCAGGGCUUCACAGAAGAAUUAUCACAGGUGCCACAGCACAGUGAAGGACGUCAAGAAGAUAUAAACACAGACCUAGAAGCAGAAGGAGGAUCAUUAGAGGUUGUUGCAUUGGUCACAGUUGGAGAGGUCUUAAACACCAAACAGCUGGUGGUCCGUCGAGGACUUUCUGUUUUCUUUAUGCUGCUUAUACUCUCCGGAGGGAUUGCGUCGAAUAAAGUCCUUACUGACUUGCUCAGAUACACAGCGAUAAUGGACGUUAUCAAACCAGAAACUCAGAUGAAUGGAGAAUCAAAACAAGAGAAAUGUGAUGAUGCUCAGUCAACAUGUUCACACAGUGUAUGUGGAGGAGGAUGUGGAAGGAAAAUCCGAAGUCUGUUACCGGUGCAUUAUAAAGAAGAGAUUGUGCAUUUGCUUAAACUGGCUGGACCAGUGUUAAUAUCUCAGCUGAUGAUCUUUCUGAUCAGUUUCAUCAGUACUGUGUUCUGUGGACACUUGGGGAAAACUGAACUCGCUGGUGUUUCUCUUGCUAUUGCUGUUAUUAAUGUGACUGGGAUCUCUGUUGGUUGUGGUUUGGCGUCUGCGUGUGAUACACUCAUCUCACAGACGUUUGGCAGUAAUAAUCUAAAGCGGGUUGGUGUGAUACUACAGAGAGGGAUUCUCAUCCUUCUUUUGGCCUGUUUCCCCUGCUGGGCUCUGCUUAUAAAUACAGAGCCGAUACUACUGGCUGUCAAACAAAGUCCAAGAGUGGCCAGUUUGUCACAACUCUAUGUAAAAAUAUUUAUGCCUGCACUGCCUGCUGCCUUUAUGUAUCAGGUGCAGGGCAGAUAUCUUCAAAAUCAGGGUAUUAUUUGGCCUCAGGUGAUCACUGGAGCAGCUGGGAAUGUCCUCAAUGCUUUAAUAAACUACAUCUUCCUUCAUCUGCUUGGUCUUGGUGUAGCAGGAUCUGCUGCAGCAAACACAAUAUCCCAGUAUUCAUUAGCUGUGUUUCUAUAUGUCUACAUCCGCUGGAGAGGUCUGCAUAAAGCCACGUGGGAUGGUUGGUCUCGUGACUGUCUGCAGGAAUGGGGGGCUUUCGUUCGCCUGGCUCUACCCAGCAUGCUCAUGCUUUGUGUGGAGUGGUGGACCUAUGAGAUCGGUGGAUUCCUGUCAGGACUCAUCAGUGAGGCUGAGCUGGGAGCUCAGUCUAUUAUCUAUCAGGUGUCUACUAUUGCAUAUAUGUUUCCUCUGGGGUUUGCAGUGGCCGCCAGUGUGAGAGUUGGAAAUGCACUCGGGGCUGGAAACACAGAUCGAGCCAAACUAUCUGCCAAAGUCUCUUUGGGCUGUGGAUUACUUGUUUCCUGUGUAGUUUCAGCCAUAAUUGGAUCAUCCAAAAACAUUAUUGCAUACAUCUUCACCACAGAAGAGGACAUUGUACAGAGAGUUUCACAGGUCAUGAUUAUAUACGGCUUCUUCCAUCUAUUUGAUGCAACUGCGGGCAUAACAGGUGGAAUUGUCAGAGGAGCAGGAAAGCAACUUAUUGGUGCUAUGUGUAACAUUGUUGGAUAUUAUUUCAUUGGAUUUCCAAUAGGAGUCACCUUGAUGUUUGCUGUCAGCAUGGGCAUUUUCGGUUUGUGGGUUGGGUUUUUUGUUUGUGUUUUCCUGCAAGCUUUGUUCUUCGUCAUCCUCAUUUGCAAACUAGACUGGAAGAAAGCAACUCAAGAUGCUUUGAUCAGAGCAGGUGUACGAGAUCCUGAUACCAAAGAUGAAUGUUAUGCGAUGGAAAACAAGGGCUGCACUGAAGAUGUUUCACAGGGGGCACAGAACAUUGCUGAAGGUCAGACAGACCUGGAAGGCUUUCAUAAGGAAGGAGAAAUAGCUGCGGCUGGUACCAUAGUCACGGUUGGAGAGGUCUUGACCACCAAACAGCUAGUAGUCCGUCGAGGACUUGCAGUUUUCUCUAUGCUGGCUAUACUUGCUGGAGGGAUUGUGUUGAAUGAAGUGCUUACUGGUUUUCUCAGAUCAGUAUAAUCAGAGGUUAAGAAUCCUCACGUUGAAGUAUUCAUACCAAAGAUUUUAGAGCAUUUAAUAACGACAAUAUCUGUCUCAGAUUAUUUUGUGGUAAUAGAUAUUGUGGAGAUGAUGUGAAGCUAUUUUGCCAGUAUUUAUUCAGCAAGUUUCUGAUGUAUUAACCAAACCAAAACGCUCACUUCUGGCGUGAAAAUAGUAGUUGAUAUAAAAGCAGAAAUGGUUUAGAUAGAAUGUAGAAACAGCCACUGUAUGCUUAGCCAUUGUGACAGUUAUACGCACAAUUUAACUACAGCUAUUCAGACCAAUGAGAGAAACUUGAUAAGUCAUUACAGUAUUUGCAUUUCUUUUUUAAACUAAAUUUAAUUUGAAUAUUGCCAUACGUUCUGCCUAAUUUGUCUAUGAUAUACCAUAAAAUACUAUUUUGUUUAAACAAUCUAUAAAUAUUUUUACUAGUCACUGUUGCAUGGUCCAGAAGAAAAAAAAUGUUUUAACUUCCGAUGGCACACAUGCAAUCCAGAAGUCUUGUUAGUAGGAUUACUAUGUAGUCAUUUAUAUAGUCAUUCUUAUUGUGAACUCGACAGCAAUAAUGUGAGUUACAACACUUUUGGCUUUAUAGUUGUACUUUUAGUGGUUAAUUUCUACUGAUGUAUUCAAAGUCAUUGACUUUCUAUUCAACUGACCAAUCUACAUCUUUCUCAUUUGUUUUUACAUUGUAAUAUAAAAAAAUUAUUUUGUGGUAUAGUCACGAAUAAUUCGAUUUAUUUAUUUGUGUUCAUGUUUACAAUUUCCCUCUUUUCUUCAUGUAAAUAAGCAUGACUUUCUUUUUUGUGUCACUCUGCACACAUUUCUAUAUGAAGAGUUUCGUUGCAAAACGAGAUAACCACCGUUUUUUUAAUCGUUCAGAAAUCUAGUUUUUUGGUUGUGCAUUCAAAUGAAUAUCAAUGCAACUGCAGCUGGUUUGUUUUGAUUUAAACCUUCAUAACUUAAAAAAUACAGCUAAGUAGCACCAUAAAACAAAAUAAUAACAUCA
Molecule: messenger RNA, 4456 nt
Organism: Misgurnus anguillicaudatus (oriental weatherfish)
Lineage: Eukaryota; Metazoa; Chordata; Actinopteri; Cypriniformes; Cobitidae
Gene: slc47a2.1
Product: solute carrier family 47 member 2, tandem duplicate 1
Biological process (GO): xenobiotic detoxification by transmembrane export across the plasma membrane
Cellular component (GO): membrane
Molecular function (GO): antiporter activity; xenobiotic transmembrane transporter activity
Source: RefSeq, a predicted model, not a curated record